Molecule: messenger RNA, 952 nt
Organism: Nematolebias whitei (Rio pearlfish)
Lineage: Eukaryota; Metazoa; Chordata; Actinopteri; Cyprinodontiformes; Rivulidae
Product: ras-related C3 botulinum toxin substrate 1
Exons: 6
Coding region: 92-673 (193 amino acids)
Biological process (GO): small GTPase-mediated signal transduction; establishment or maintenance of cell polarity; regulation of actin cytoskeleton organization
Cellular component (GO): cytoplasmic vesicle; cytoskeleton; cell cortex
Molecular function (GO): GTPase activity; GTP binding; protein kinase binding
Source: RefSeq, a predicted model, not a curated record
UGUUCCCUCGGUUUCACUGCACCUUUCAGGCAGAAGGCUGGUUUAUUUUAGCCACAGUGCUAGCAGCUUGUGCACAGAUCAGAACCGAUCAAUGCAGGCUAUAAAGUGUGUGGUGGUGGGAGACGGGGCUGUGGGUAAAACAUGUCUGCUCAUCAGCUACACCACCAAUGCCUUCCCAGGAGAAUACAUCCCCACAGUCUUCGACAACUACUCUGCCAACGUGAUGGUGGAUGGGAAACCAGUGAACCUGGGUCUGUGGGACACAGCGGGACAGGAGGACUACGACAGACUCCGACCCCUGUCCUACCCACAGACAGACGUGUUCCUGAUUUGCUUUUCACUCGUCAGUCCAGCUUCGUUUGAAAACCUUCGUGCCAAGUGGUAUCCUGAGGUGAGACAUCAUUGUCCCAAGACGCCUAUAAUCCUGGUUGGUACGAAGCUGGACUUGAGGGACGACAAGGACACAAUCGAAAAACUCAAGGAGAAGAAAUUCUCUCCCAUCAUUUAUCCUCAGGGCUUGGCCAUGGCUAAAGAAAUCGGUGCAGUGAAAUAUCUGGAGUGCUCAGCUUUGACGCAGCGAGGCCUUAAGACGGUGUUUGAUGAAGCCAUCAGGGCGGUCCUGUGCCCCCAACCUCUCAAAAAGACCAGGAGAAGGAAGUGCAUCGUAUUGUAAUGGAGAUCCAAAGCAAUUAGAAAACACAGCUGCAGUAAGACCUCACCUUCUUGAAGGAGCAAAGAUAAAAACGAGGUUCCUGAAAGUAUUUUUUUAUCCUAUGUCCUGACUUGCAUGAGCCCCUUUCAGACUUUGAAGCUGAGCCUGAGAAGCCUUUUCCAGCACUGUUGACACGUGUGAACUGACCGAGACAGAACGGAGAGCUUGAAGUAGAUUCAUCACUGAUGCACCUCUGAACCAGAUAUGACGGUAGUCACAGAGCUGAGUUGGCAGGUAUGU